AUGGCAAGUCUUUCCUCGGACUUGGAGCAUGUCUCCUCCCUCCCUGCCUGGAAGGAUGGCCUUGAACUCCCUUUACCUGCCCAAAGAACCUCCUCCUGGUUUCCCUCUCCCGACAAGGAUCCCAGCUUUCUUUCCUUUUCUCUGGCAGAACCUGACUCCAGCCCCUUGGUUUCAGGAAAUCUUCCCUUUCCAGAUUCAUCCCUGGAGAAGGGGAAGGAACAGGAUGACAGCGACGACUCAGCAGAACCUGAGGUGCUGUGCAGUGUGGAGCACCCCAGCCAGUUCUUUGCUGAAGCACAGAGACUGCGGGAGCAGAAGCUGCUGCUGGAUGAAGAGGUGUCAGUAGGGGGGCAGGUAUACGGGGUGCAUAGGGUGAUCUUGGCUGCAAUCAGCAGCCUCUUCCAAGGCAGGCUGAGGGGCGGUGGAGGUCAGCAGCCUCGCUUCAGCCUCGACGUGACCCGGAGGGGCUGGGAGGCUGCACUGACCUUUGCGUAUGAGGGGGUGCUGGGCCCCGCCUCGCAGGGCGAAGUGCUGGCUGCUGCAGAGGCGCUGGGAGCGCCCCGGGUGAAGAAUGCGGUCCAGCUGAGGCCAGAAGGGCUUGGCAAAGCCAGGGAAGAUGAAGAGAAGCUCAGCCAGGCAGAGGAGCUGAGGGAGAAUCUGCACAGCAUUGAGCGUCUGUAUCGAGAGGGCAUCGGGUGCGACCUGGAGCUGGAAGCAGAGGGCUACCACCUGCGGGUGCACCGAGUAGCCCUGGCCUGUGGCAGUGAGUUCUUUGGGGCCAUGCUUCUGAGUGGGAUGAGGGAGUCCCAAGGCACAAAGGUGUGUCUGCGUACCAUCUCUUCCCAAGACCUGAGACUCCUCGUUUCGUUUGCCUACUCUGGAGUUGUACGAGAAAGAUGGCCAGGAUUGCUAAGAGUCGCCCAGGCUGCGCUGCAGUACCAGAGCUCCUCCUGCCUGGAUUUGUGUCAGAGAGGCUUGGCUCAAAGCCUCUGCCCUGCCCUUUGCCUGGCUCUGUUUCCUAUGGUUGAAGCCCCUGGUUUGGAGAAAGUCUGGGGGAAAGCCCAUCGUUACCUCCUCACUCAUCUGCCUGCUGUGGCUUUGUGCCCUACUUUCCCGUUGUUACCGGCUAUCUGCUUGGCUGAGCUCUUGGAUAGUGAUGCACUCCAUGUACAAGAAGAGUUUGAGGCUUUCAUGGCUGCAUGGCGUUGGCUGGCUGCCAACCCCGAGACCCAGGAGUCAGAGGCUAAGGCCCUGCUACGAUGUGUCCGCUUUGGCCGCAUGUCUACCAGAGAGCUGAGGAAGGUGCGGGCAGCUGGGCUCCCUCCACCUCUGUCACCAGAUUUGCUGCACCAGCUGAUGGUGGAAGCUGAAGUUCCAGGUCAAGAGAGGUGGAGGGAGCCUGACCAAGCACUGGUGGUGAUUGGUGGGGAUGGGCUUAGACCUAACAUGGACCGAAGGCAGCCAUCUUGCAAAGUGUGGUGGGCCCGGGCUUUCCACUGUGGCAUGGGUCUGGUACGAACUGUGGAAUGGUGCCGGCUGCCUGACCUGCCUACCCCAGGGCGCUUUCGGCAUGGAGCUGUGAGCCUAACAGGAAGUGAACUCUAUGUGUGUGGGGGACAGGAUUUCUACAGCCACGCCAACACUCUGGCUUCAACUCUCAGGUGGAGCUCUAGUCAAGAAGACUGGGAGGAAAUGGCACCUUUGUGCCAGGCUCGGAGCUUCUUCCCUCUGGUGGUGUUUGAUGGAGAACUUUAUGCCCUGGGAGGACGGGACAAUGGUGUUGCCCUUAAUUCCGUCGAGGCCUAUAACCCUGAACUCAAUGUCUGGAGGCCAGCACCUGCUCUUCCUGUACCAUGCUUUGCCCAUGCGGCUGCAAUCCUCGAGGGCCGGUUGUAUGUAAGCGGUGGCUAUAGUGGGACCAGCCAGUACUUGGACUCAUUGAUGCUCUAUGAUCCCAAACUUGAGAAGCCUGAGACACUUUUGAGUCCAAUGAAAGUAGCUCGGGCUAGUCAUGUGAUGGCUGCUCUGGGUGGGAAGUUGUAUGUGGCUGGUGGGAUAGGUGACACUGGGGACCUACUGAGCUUUGAAGUCUAUGAACCAAAGACCAAUAGCUGGACACACCUGGCACCCUUGCCCUCCCCCCACGUGGGGGCUGCAGGUGCUGUGCUACAGGGGGAGUUACUGGUACUGGGGGGCUAUAGCCACCGUACUUAUGCCAUCUCCCACCUUGUUCAUGCCUACUGCCCCGGUCUGGACCGCUGGCUCUGCCUGGGAACUCUGCCGAGGCCUCGGGCUGAGAUGCCUGCCUGCAUCUUGACAUUGCCCAGUGUGUAGCACAUGGCUUUGGUCCCUACCCAGCACCAAAACAAACCUGCUGGGUGACUGAGUAUGACCAGUGUAUGAGGGAAGAAGGGAUGAGUACCAUGACAAAAGGACAAAAAUUAUGAGAGGAUAAAAACAAUUGUACUUGCUUGCUUACUUUUAAAAAUUAUCAAAAUAUAUAAUGAGAAAGGCUCUUAUUAUUGUAGCUCUGGCUGGCCUUGAACUUGAUGUGUGGCCUAGGCUGGCCUCAAACUCAAAGUCCUGCCUCAGUCUCCUGAGUGCUAGGAUUGCUUGUACUACCCCACCUUGAUUGAGAGGUCUGAUGAUGAUAAUGAUGAAUGAUGAUUGACAGGGACUCAUGUAUCCCAGGCUGGCUUACAUCAAGGAUGACCUUGAGCUCUUACUUAAUACUCCUGACUCCAUCUUGAAAGAAUUGAGUUCACAGGCAUAUACAACAUACCUGGUUUGUGCUAGAGAUCAAACUCAGGACUUCCUGCAUGCUAAGUGGGUACCAAACCAACUUAGCUACAUCCAUAAUCCUAAAAGAAGGCUUUAUUCUUUUUUGCUUGCUUGUUUUUAAAUUGUGUAAUAUUUAUUUUAUAUGUAUUGGUGUUUUGCUAACAUGUAUAAUAUGAACCACAUGUUUAUCUAGUGGCUGCAGAGGCCAGAAGAGGGCAGCAGAUCCUCUGGAACUGGAGUUACAGAUGGUUGUGAGCAGUCAUUUGGGUGCUUGGAACUGAAUCCUGAUCCUCUAGAAGAGCAGCAAGUAUUCUUAACCAUGGGGCCAUCUCUCUAGCCCUGUAUUUUGUGUUUAGGGGCAGACUUAUCAUGUAGUGCAGGUGAGAACGCUUUAUUCUUGUUAGUAUUUUACUCCACCUCAGACCCUGAAGCUCAUAAACUUCCUUUGUGUAUUUGAUCUCUACUAAGGACCAGGCAGUUCUGGAACUCAUGGAAAAUGGGCCUUGGGAGAAAAACUGGCAAAUAAAUACUCCAGGAGAGACAGGCACCUAGGAAGAAUUCCCAAAGAUUAAUGGUUAGUUGGGAGGUAAAGCUGGAGCUCAUUGAUGGAGUGCUUACUCAGCAUAGGUAAGGUUCUGGUUUAAUAAUUUCUGGCAUCAAGAAAAAUAAAACUACAAAAACCAAACUUCAGUAGUCAAAAUAUAUGGAUCAAGAAAGGACAUUGGGACAAUUGGGAAACUGAUGAAGGAAUGUGGAAGGAAUUAAAUAGUCCUCCCUUUCUUGGCACUUUCCCAUUUUACUCUCCCAUCUCAGGAGACCUAAGUCAUCCUAACAAUAUUCUUUGUAGGGUAGACUUGUAGACCCAUCCUUGGCUCUAUAGGCUGCCUGUAGAGUCUUUUGGUACACUUGAGACAGAAAUCCCCAUUAGGUCUAGACAUGGUGGUGCACACUGAGAAUUGCAUUUGAGAAGUGUAAGCAGAAGGACCAGGACUUGAGACCGUUUUAAGAGAACCAAACCAAACCCAACAGAACAAACAAAAACACCAAAAAGAAGAGCUCCCAUUAAGAUUUGGACCCCAGGUAUGGAGAUCUGAAGCCAGUGUAUGAUGGGAAUAUUCAUCAUACAGGCUGGGGAGAAAGACAGAGGCCAAGGAGAGAGUAUCCAUGGUGACAAAUGGGCAGUAUGAGGUUGAGAAGACGGGAAGAAUCUACUCCCAGGACUAGAAAAAGGACAAUUGUUUGAGGUCUUCUGGGAUCAAGAAGGGGAAGACAUGGCUGAGGAAAGUGAAGGCUUUUCAAAAAGACUUGGGAGAGCUGUUUCUUCUUUCAGUCCCUUUCCCCUCAUAUUGUUUUGAACCUAUUUCCCCUCUAUUUUUUUUUUUUUUUGGUGUAGGUUUUUAUUUGUUUUAGAUAAGGUUGCAUGUAGCCUAGGCUAGCCUUGAACUCAUUUUGUAGCUGCUAUGAACUUGAACUUCCAGGCCUCUUGCUUCUAACAUGGGAGUGUUGGGAUAGCAAGUGCGGGCCACCAUGUUAAACUAUAUGUCUCUGUUUAAGAUAGAUAAGGACUAUAGUUGAAAAAUGAAGAAGGUUAAGUAGAAUGUAUAAAAAAGAAGAUUGAAGAAGGAAGGGAAGAGGGAAGUUGGGGGCAUGAACACAUUUUGCUUGUGAUUUGUUCAUAAACACUGCUGUAAAUAAAUGUUUCAUACUGACAAAAU
Phodopus roborovskii (desert hamster) is the source of this 4496-nucleotide messenger RNA. It is a transcript of the gene Klhl33, whose product is annotated as kelch like family member 33. The record is from RefSeq and is a predicted model, not a curated record. Gene Ontology annotation, molecular function: protein binding. Lineage: Eukaryota; Metazoa; Chordata; Mammalia; Rodentia; Cricetidae. Bases 1 to 2334 code for a protein of 777 amino acids. The transcript is spliced from 4 exons.